Molecule: messenger RNA, 1170 nt
Organism: Aspergillus luchuensis
Lineage: Eukaryota; Fungi; Ascomycota; Eurotiomycetes; Eurotiales; Aspergillaceae
Exons: 1
Coding region: 1-1170 (389 amino acids)
Source: RefSeq, a predicted model, not a curated record
AUGGCGGCCACGUUCACAUGCCAGCGCCCCGAUCUUCCUGGUGGCUCUUCCAACCAUCGUCCUCUUUCUCCUACGAUCUCUUCCCCACCGCUCAGCCCAGCGCCAGAGCAUACAUCUACACCUACAUCCUAUUUGAUGACAAAAGUCCCUUCUCUCUCCAUCGUCUCACCCGGUGUGAACGACCCUGAUUCAAAAGAAGUAUACGCCACUACCCUCGAAGUCACCGAUAUCACCGUGGGGGCAGGCAGUCCGCCCAUCGUAUCUAUCCCAGUAGCCGAUGAGCAACUCUCGGACGGUAUGGAGACCACCACCACGACUACCCCAUCAUCUUCCACGAAAACAAAUAGUCGACGAACCUCCAAACGCAAAAGAACAACCUCACCUCCAUCACCAACAACAGCAACAACCAAAUCUCCCGAGCAGCUUCACUCCUCGCGACGCUCCAGCCCUCACAGCCAACACAGCUCUCUCCACUCACACCGUCGCUCCGCAACCACAGCUUCUAUAACACCGAUCUCCGACCGAACAGCCCGGCGUGAAGACCUGAUAGCUCUGCAUCGUGAAUCAUGCCGUCUAUUCCAAGACGACGGCCUCUCUACAUCCAAACCUAGCCCACGAGCAUCAGCAUCAGCAUCAAUAUCAGCAUCUCGACCCCCAUCUUCCAGCACAUCACGUACUCCUCCACGCCCUUUGCGCUCUGCAUCCAACGCCAGCUCCCCACCUACCAUGCGAACACCACUCUCCAUCUCGACUUACCAAGACCAAAGCAACCAAAACGACUCCCCACGGGGUCCAAUCCGCGCAGCUACAUUCAGUGCCUACGAGCCAGCAUGCACGUCUCCCGUGCAACCCACCGUCACCGUGAUCGACUGGACAUCGCCCUCCACACGGAGGCGCGAAUACGAAAAGAUCGACCGCGCCAGUAGUGGAGUCCGUGGAUUCUGGCGCCGAGUAGCGCCGCGAUGGUGUCAAUUCGGAGACCACCGCACGCCGUUCUUCGAAGAGGGCAAGGAUGGAAAGGGGAACUAUGAGGGGAGUGUACGGCGGUUCCGUAUGGAUUUGCCAGAAGAGUGCGAGAGUAAGCGGGGAGGGAGGAGCCUUCCGAAGGGUUUCAAGUUAAGCCGGAAGACGGUGAUUCAUCGAAUGGGAGGGAGAGUGAAGACUGCUUAA